AUGGGCAAUAUGUUCAGAGAGUAUGAUAGGUUGGUUGAGGUCGCGACUCAUGUAGAUAUCAUGUUAGAAGUUGAGGAAUCUAGGCUGAAACAUAAGAGGUCGAGUCAUGUAGAAUCUCAGGGUGACAUGGGAUCCUCUAAGAAGUCCAGGGGCUCUUUUUCUUCAUCUUUCCAGUCUUGUUCCCAAGAGACCAAGUGUUUGGGAUCUUUUUCUAUGAAGAGUUUAGAGAAUACGGGUCCUAGUUGUAUUACUUGUUUCAGGUGUGGCCAACAGGGACACAAGGCAUCAGACUCUAGAGAGAGGUUAAGGAAACAGUUUAAAGAGCUUAGACAGCUAGAUACACUGGUGGCAGAUUUUAAAGCCACUUUCACUAGUUUGGUAUGCUUUGCACCUGAACUCGUAGCUACCAAGGAGUGUCGAUGGUUGGAGUUUGAGAAGAGAUUGAGGCCUAAGAUCUUGAUGAAGGAGAUGGGCAAUAUGUUUAGAGAGUAUGAUAGGCUGGUUGAGGUCGCGACUCAUGUAGAUAUCAUGUUAGAAGUUGAGGAAUCUAGGCUGAAACAUAAGAGGUCGAGUCAUGCGGAAUCUCAGGGUGACAUGGGAUCCUCUAAGAAGUCCAGGGGCUCUUUUUCUUCAUCUUUCCAGUCUUGUUCCCAAGAAACCAAGUGUUUGGGAUCUUUUUCUAUGAAGAGUUCAGAGAAUAUGGGUCCUAGCCGUAUUACUUGUUUCAGAUUGGUUUGUGAGUAUUCAGAUGUUUUUCCUAAGGAUCUCACUGAAUUGCCACCUCACCACGAGGUUGAGUUUUCUAUAGAUUUAGUACCUGGCAUAGCACCCAUCUCCAUGUCACCCUAUAGAUAUGCACCGGUAGAGUUGAUUGUUUUGAAGGAGCAAUUGCAAGAGUUGUUAGACAAGGGUUUUAUACACCCUAGUACCUUGCUAUGGGAAGCACCAACUCUUUUUGCCAAAAAGAAUGGUGGCUCGUUGCGGUUAUGCAUUGACUACUGCAAGUUGAAUAGUCAUGGUUAA
This is a messenger RNA of Camellia sinensis, 1023 nucleotides long. The record is from RefSeq and is a predicted model, not a curated record. NCBI's taxonomy places the organism in Eukaryota, Viridiplantae, Streptophyta, Magnoliopsida, Ericales, Theaceae.